Girardinichthys multiradiatus is the source of this 3938-nucleotide messenger RNA. Its product is annotated as claudin-4-like. Lineage: Eukaryota; Metazoa; Chordata; Actinopteri; Cyprinodontiformes; Goodeidae. Gene Ontology annotation, cellular component: plasma membrane; bicellular tight junction. The record is from RefSeq and is a predicted model, not a curated record. The transcript has 2 exons. Bases 156 to 1277 code for a protein of 373 amino acids. Gene Ontology annotation, molecular function: structural molecule activity. Gene Ontology annotation, biological process: bicellular tight junction assembly; cell adhesion.
UAUGUAUCCGCGAUCAUCUGAAACCUGACAUAUUUAGAAAACCCAUCUGACGACAAGAGAGGACAAGCAGUCAAGUAGCCUACAGUGCUGGCCUGAAGAGACACAGAGAGACCUUUGAAGACAUUGAAGACAGAAGUUCAAAUCAUCUAUCCAGAAUGGUUUCUGCUGGGUUCCAGAUCCUAGGCUCUGCUCUGGGGAUUAUAGGCUGGAUUGGUGCCAUCAUCGUGUGUGCCCUUCCUAUGUGGAAGGUCACUGCUUUUAUCGGCAGUAACAUUGUUACUUCGCAGAUCUCCUGGGAAGGGAUCUGGAUGAGCUGCGUGGUCCAGAGCACCGGCCAGAUGCAGUGCAAGGUCUAUGACUCCAUGCUGGCCCUCAGCUCCGACCUCCAGGCAGCCCGGGCCCUCAUUGUCGUCUCCAUUGUGGUGGGCAUCAUGGCUAUCCUGCUCUCCGUAGCAGGGGGGAAGUGCACCAACUGUGUCAGUGAGGAGGCAUCAAAGAUGAAGGUGGGCAUUGGUUCCGGUGUCAUGUUUAUCAUAGCUGCGGUCCUUUGCCUUGUCCCUGUCUGCUGGACAGCCCACACCAUCAUUCAGGACUUUUACAGCCCUCUCCUGAUUGAGGCCCAGAAGAGAGAGCUGGGGGCCUCGCUCUACAUCGGCUGGGUGGAGGAAGUGUGUUCACAAACCUUCAUCGGCUGGCUGGGCACCGUCAUCACCUGUGCUCUGCCCAUGUGGAGGGUUACAGCUUUUGUUGGGGCGAACAUUGUCACUGCGCAGGUGACCUGGGAGGGCCUGUGGAUGAGCUGUGUGGUCCAGAGCACGGGGCAGAUGCAGUGCAAGGUGUAUGACUCCAUGCUGGCUCUGCCUCAGGACCUGCAGGCUGCCAGGGCCAUGGUGAUCAUCUCUGUGAUCGUCGGGGUGUUUGGCAUGCUCAUAGCCAUCGUCGGAGGGAAGUGCACCAACUGCAUGGAGAAUGAGGCAUCCAAAGCCAAGGCCUGCAUCGUCUCUGGUGUGAUUUUCAUAAUAACUGCCUUCUUGAUCCUAAUCCCGGUGUCCUGGUCAGCUCACACUGUCGUCAGAGACUUCUACAACCCUGUGGUGGUCUGGUCACAGAGACGGGAGCUUGGCGCUGGGCUCUACAUUGGCUGGGGCUCUGCAGGUCUGCUGUUUCUUGGAGGGGGUCUGCUCUGCAGCAACUGCCCCCCAGAGGAGACAAGACCCUACAUACCUGCCAAAUUCAGCCCUUCAAGAACGGUGUCAUCAACUGUGAACUAUGUGUAAGUCUCUUGGCUGCAGAGGGUUUUAAUUACUUUGAAAAAAAUGUCAUAACUAAAAAACAUUCUAUUUUAUUGCUUACUUGUAGUUAUGUAGUCCUUUGGAUGGUUCAAAAAGACUUUAGCAAGGUUUUGAGAUUCAAUAAGCUAUUUAGGCUUUUAUUUGAUCCAUUUUAUUUUUAAAUAAAGACUCUCUUAUAAUAAUUCAGUAAAGUAAUCAUCAACUUGAGUAAUAUAAUACACGAAAGAGAAGCAUCAACCACUCGACUUGAAGUCGGAAUCAGCCAAUCUUGUAAACGCUUUGAUUGAUGAUCAGAUCAAAUACUCAAAAAUUUGAUACUUUUCCCAUUCAACAAAUGCACCAAAACCAAGAACUCCCACCUUUAUUGAUUUUUAAACACAUCAACAAACAGCUUGUACUAUGAUACACUUUCUGAGUCUAAAAUGAAUUAAUAACCUUUGUUUUCUGAUUUUAAAGAAAACCAUAAAUAUUGGUCUGGAAAAGCCUGAUUAGUGCACUUCUAAUAUGGACUAACAUGUUCUGACUUCUAAGAUAUUGUUUCAACUUUACUAUUUCCAGAAAACCUUUUUAAAAGUAUUUUACAAAUGAGCUACAUAGCACAAAGGUCACUACAGGAUUUGUUCUGCUUGUGGUAAGACAUUAAAGAAUCCAGCUGAGAAACCUCCUGAGAAUUUACUGUAACUGUCUGAGAUGUUUGCCAUGCUGUAAUGGACUGCUCUUGUGUUGAGACAGGGAUUUAGCAUUUCUGUCGUGAGCAAAAUGGAUGUCACCAGCAGAGACAACAGAGGGCUGCGUAUGCUUGAAUCCCUGUUGCUGAGGAACAGUUUUAUGUGUUUAAAGAAUGGAUAUUUUCAUUUCGCUCAGUGAGAGAGCAUCUGCCAAGCCUUGCUAAGAGGACGACAUGUUUUAAACCUUUUUUAAUGCUCCUGAUUCAGAUUGACUGAAAUUCUGUUAACACUUGAGGUUUUCUUGAAUAUCAACUCUCUAUUUUUAUUGUUAAUGAAUAAUCUUUCUUUUAAACAUAUUAAUCCUGGUAGAAGAUGCACUUGUACAAUUACAAUGAUAAAGUGUACCUUUGUGUUUCACAAAGUGUUUUCUAUUUUUUGUAUUUUACUUUAAUUAAAAAAGCAGUUUUACAAAACACCAUUUUAAAGUUUUUUUUUUUAAAGGUCACUUUCAUAUCUAUUGAGACAUGCAUGUGUGGUAUCAAAUAUACCAAUGUCUUAAAUAGUUACAGAUUCAAAACCCACAACAUUUUCUGUCAUAAUGUUUAUAAAUGCUACUAACAAGAUGCCAGGAGUUUGAAAGGACUUUCCUCUGAAUGUUUGAAGCAUAGAAACUACACCCCACCUGUUGCUGAGCAUAACCACUCAGCUUCCUGAUAAAAGGCUACUACAUUUUGCCCUUAUCCAUCCAUCCAUCCAUCCAUCAUCCAUCCAUCCAUCCAUCCAUCCAUCCAUCCAUCCAUCUAUCCAUCCAUCCAUCAACAAGCCAACAUUUAGAAGAAAUGUAUUUAUUUUAAAUGAAGUAUUUGUUUACAUCAGACUUUGCUUUUAUUUACUAUCCCAAUAUUCUUCAACUCACCUUUGGGUUGAUAUUACCAGACCAUAAUUUGAUAGAUGUUAACAAAAGAAGAGAAAGACUUAGCUUUAAGGAGAUGGGUCACAUCUUAAGAGCAAAAGUAAAAUCCAAAUCAAAGCCGUUGUUAUAGCCAAAAUACAGUAGAUUUAUUUUAAAGACAGCAGAGUCCAAGCAAGUAAAACCCAAAUACCUGAUAAUUAUAGUGAAAAGGAACGUAACUUAUUCUUUAUCUAACAGUCAUGUUUCUUUUGUUACAAAGUAUGCCAAUGGAAUGGGAUCUUCUUGGUAGAAAUUUAAACUUGCAUCCAAAUGUUUGUCCUGUGCUGUACAUCACAGGAAUUGGCUAAGUCCUGGUAUCAUAACGCAGUAAAGUAUUUGAAAAAUUGCUGUCUCAAAAUCAUAUUUAUUUUGUAUCGUUCCAUUUAAUAGAAAUGGUCAAUUCAAGUCUGCUUUUAAAGAAGCUGCUAAAUCUUUGUAGUCUUAAUAAUUGAGAAAGUAAAUAAAAGCAAAAGGAGUGGCUAAUGAAAGACAAACACUGAGCAUCAUAUCCAACAAUUUCCAUUUUGUCAGUGAAAAUCUCCUUGUAAAUAGUUUAAAAAGUGUCUUUAUCAACCAGUAGUACUGCAGAACAAAUCUGUACCAUUCUUGAACUGUAGUUGGGGCUGCAAAUGCUCCAAUGGGCCUCACUUUGGACAACCAUCCUCUAACAUUUUAAGUAAGUAUCUCUGGAUUUAAAAAGGAAAAAAAAAAAGUCAUGGUCUCAUUUUAAUUAACAUUUUAUGCAGCAAAAUUUUUUAGAAUUUUUUUUUUCGUGAAACCGUGCAGGAGAUUGUACUGCAAAAACCAUUUCACUUAAAUAAUAAAUAAUAAUAAUGCAUGCCACAUUUUCGACAUAAAAUUUGUUUAUUUUAAUAAAAAAUAACCCUAAAAAAUACAUCUCAGAUAAAGACAAGUCCCAAUGUUGCAAAACCAAUCCUCUGUUGAGUUAGAAAAUAUCUGACAUCACAAUCAACAAGUAAGCGAGCAGUCGCAAAGUCUUAACAUUUCAUGAGCUAAUCAAUCUAU